Messenger RNA from Plasmodium gonderi, 1218 nucleotides. RefSeq lists its product as hypothetical. The record is from RefSeq and is a predicted model, not a curated record. The transcript has a single exon. NCBI's taxonomy places the organism in Eukaryota, Apicomplexa, Aconoidasida, Haemosporida, Plasmodiidae. The coding region runs from base 1 to 1218 and encodes 405 amino acids.
AUGAGUUACAUGAAUAACUUUCAGAGAGUUCUGUACGCAUCUCGAUUUAUGCGUGUAUUUGGAAAAUUCAAACGAGCACAAUUAAGAGAAAAACCACAAAGAAAAAUAGGUCCGUUCAGUAAUCCUGUAAAAAGACUAGUGAGAUUAAAAGAGAAAGAGAAAUUAUUUUGCGAAUUGGGAAUGCCUCGAGUAAUUCCAAGAGCAAAAGUAGAUGUAAAAGAGAAGAUAUUAGAAGCAAUAAAAGCACCAAAAGUAAGCAAAGAAGUUUUAGAUAGAAGAUUAGAAUUUUUAUUGUCAAAUGAAAGUGUAUAUCAGCAGUUAUAUAACAAAAUGUAUAAUGGUAUUACUCCAUACCAAUGUGAAUUGUACAUGUGGGAAAGACAAAUGAGAGAUCUACGAAAAAUUUACAGAGCACAAUAUUUGCAUAAGUUAAGUGAAGUUACUAAAGAAGAACGAGAAAAACAAAUUAAAUUGAUGAUACAAACAAGGGAAGAUAAAAGAAAACGACGAGAAAUUAUUAGAAAUAGAAUAUUAGAAGAUAAAAAAAGAAAAGCCAUAUUAAAAGAUCGUUUAUCUUUGGAAAAAAAAGUUACCCAAUCUAUUUUAUUUAAAAGACAAUCCAAUAGAAAAAAAAGUAAUAUCUAUUGGCUAGCCAAAUUACAAAGGAAAAGUGAAUACAUAGAUGCAGAUGAUUUUAAAAAAAAAAUGGACCAAAACAUUGGAACUGAUGGAAAUAAUGUUCAAGCAGAAAAUAACAUUCAUUGUCAUAACAUAGAUGAAGAUCGCUUAUUCAAUCGUAAUAUUUCCACUAGUGCAUUACAUAAAGAUUUAGGGUAUGAAGUACGAGAUGAAAAAAGCGAUAGUAGUAAAAUUUUUAUGGUUGAUAAGGUUUAUAGAAAGUUAUUAGAAGAAUCAUUUGAAUUCUUAGAAGAAGAUGCAGACCAAUAUGAGCAAACAGACAUACAGGAAAAUGAAGAAAAUAUCAGUCAUAAGGAUAGAGCUCAUAUUUUUUAUUCCUCUUUUACUGAUGAUGAAAAACUUAAACUACUUGAUGAUAAAAUAGAAAUUCUUACAAAAAAAAUUGAAGAAAAAUCAUUUGCUAAAGGUUUAGAAAAUAAUAACAUAAUGUUUUACAUUCAGCUCAAAGAUAAGUUAGAGGCAUCAAAACAGGCCUUCUUAGAAACGACCUACUUGAAAAAAGUGAAAAAAUCCGAUUAA